CACUCCAGCUGAUCGGCCCAGGAUUCCCCGGUGGCUCUGCCUGUCGUUGGCUUCGGCGACUCCAAUGUUUCACCGUCUAUUUAAACUGUUAUAAUCUAACGGAGGCAGUGGCCGCUCGUGUCGGCAAAUCGUUCCCCGUCUAGUGAACAUAUCUGAAGGACAAUCUGGCCGGGGUAUUGCCUCUGUACGUGUCAAAGACAGGGGGAUCUGAACGCAAAGGCCCUCACUCCAUCCCCGGAUUCACCUGCUACGCGGAGAGCCUCACGCGGAAGACCGAUAUGGGGGACACGGGGCGCGAGGGCAGCAAGCCUCCGAGUAACGUUAACGUGAUUCCCCCGCGAUGCCACUGUGGUUUCUGGGGGUCGAGCAAAAAUAAGAAUCUCUGCUCAAAAUGCUUUUCAGACAUUCAGAAGAAACAGCCAGACAAUGAUUGUGCCCCAAAGGCCUCCUCAAGCUCCAGUAGCCAAGCAGACGUCUUCUGUAACGAACCAAACAGCAACAUUAGUCAGACACUGAUGUCGAUGCCAAAAGCAUCAGAGGACCCGUCGCCAGAGGAGACGGGAGCGCCAUCUCUACCCGCUCAGGACGGUAAGACAGAAGAAGCAUCGAGCACAGACACAGUCUUCACUUCACUCUCCACUCCAAAAAAACGCUCCUUUGAGUCAGCCUCAGAGUCAGAAAGCGAUGUUUCACCCGAGAAGCGAGCAAGAGUGGGGGACGUGCCAGAGGGUGAGGAAUCUUCAUCGUCAUCUAUGUCUGCAUCGUCAUCAACCUCGUCUCGCAGUGGCUCCAAACAGCGGAGCCGCAAACGUUGCCAUCGCUGCCAAACCAAACUGGAGCUGGUUCAGCAAGAGCUGGGUUCCUGUCGCUGUGGCUAUGUCUUCUGUAUGCUCCACCGGCUCCCGGAGCAACACGAGUGUCUGUUCGACCACCUGGGCCGGGGGCGCCAGGAGGCGGUCCUGAAGAUGGUGAAGCUCGACCGCAAGGUGGGCCGCUCCUGCCAGCGCAUCGGAGAGGAGUGCUCCUGAGUCUCCGUGGUCGGGCGGUGUCUUAGCACCAACAGGGAUCUGAUUUGAAAUUUCAGUUUUCUUCUCAUUUUUGUUUAUCAACAUUUUUGCAGGUUUUUUGGAUACAAACCUCCACACUUUUCUUUUAAAUUAUGCUCGCUCUUAUGAAUUGCCCCUGUUACCCACACUCGUUUGUGUUCUGCUUGAUCAUAUCCCUGCUGCUAAGACGCCUUUUGGAAAAUCCAAACCCAGAAACGACAGAACAAUACAGAGCAACAGGAAACAUACCAUUUCUUCACUUUUUUUGCAACUCCUGAAAACUCAAGUGUGAGCAGAGUACGAAGGAAGAAAAGGACGAUGAGAAGAUAUCAAAUGCUUUGCACAGGUGUUUGUCCCAGAAGCCAGUUUCUAUACUAUAUAACUAUACUCUUUACCUCAAAAAAUGAAAACAAAGAAUGAAAAGAAGGGGGAGAAAAGGAUUGUUACCCUUUGUGUACACUUCUGCUAUGGCGCUGUGCUCUUUACCUCAAAAUCAGACAGAGCUGCUUUGUACUCCAAGCAUGGACUUUGUGAAGCAAGCCAGACUCAGUUUCAGUCAGUGUCUUACCCCCUGGCCGUCCACUACCCAUAAUCCUUUAGAAAGACCUGUUAAUCAUCCACCUCAGGUUAUCAGGAUAUUAAACCCUCCCCUCACUGACUUGCCUCCCUCUCUCCUUCCCCUACAGACACCUUUUUACUCCUUUUGUUUGGUUUAAGAUUACUCUGGAAACGUUUCUUCUCUGUGGACGAUGACACCGCGUCGGUAACUCCAAUAUUCAGGACUUGCGUUAUGAGAUGGACUCAAACACAUGACGGUGGUGGGAGUGAGCUGGUGUCCUGAGAUCGCACACGGAUCUGUGUUCAAUGCUCGGAUGUGAUUUAUCGAGGCUUGAUUUCCUCUGUCUUCCUCUUUUUGUCUCUCUCUCUCUUUACUCCCUCUUACAUAAGGACAUGUCUUCUGUUUCCAGCAACAUGAGGUUUACAUGUGCUGCUGUGUACAAACAAGCAGGAAGACAACAUUUACAGGGCAUGUCUUAUAUUAAAGUGUGCGUAUGAUUCAUGACUGGACCUGAAAUGUCUACAUUGUACACUUCCACACAUCUUAGAGCUUUCCAAACACACACACACACACACACACACACACACACACACACAGACACAGACACAGACACAGACACACACACACACACACACACCUUUUAUGUUUUUUGUUCUCAGCGGUUCACAUUGAGGGCAAGAUUGCUGUACACGUUGAGUUUGGGCUGAAGCUGAGCUGGCAGAGCGUCACUCAGAGCUUCCUGUUUUAAGAUGGGUGAUGGUUAUUGUAGUUCAGGUUUCUAAUAUUGUCUUCAAUUAUCCACAUUUUGAAGGGGAUUUGAUAAAAGACUGUUCUUGGGUUUUCAGCACUUCAAUGCCCCAUGUUUUCAUUUCCAGCCAGCAUGAUGAACUCCCAUGCGUUCUCCUUCUCCUGCCUUUCACUUUCUCAUCUCGCCCCUUAUUGAUUGCUCUAUUUCUCCUUAUUUCAGCCGCUCCGUCUCCCCUCCUCCCCCCUCUCUCUUGCUAUAGAGAGGGAGGAGGAGGAGGAUAGGGCGAGCAGAGUACUGAAAGUUAAAAUCAGCAAAUAAUGACUUUCCAAAUGUUUUCCUGGUGGACUAUGGAAGGGAUGAAGAGAAAAUGCAUAAUGAAUGAAUAUUCUGUAUCUUUAAAGAAAACCUUAUUUAACUCCUUUUUGCUUUUCACUUUUAAGUGUAGAGCUGCUUUUCUUUCUGGUUGUAAUGUGGUUAUAAAAUGGGAAGAUGAAAGUGGAAAAAUUCUAUAUUUUUGUUUCCAUUGCUUUACUUAAUGCUUACCCUUUUCCAACAGUUUAUUUUACUGAAAAGAAUAAACUGGAUUAGACAAA
Messenger RNA from Notothenia coriiceps (black rockcod), 2946 nucleotides. It is a transcript of the gene zfand3, whose product is annotated as zinc finger, AN1-type domain 3. The coding region runs from base 279 to 1028 and encodes 249 amino acids. The record is from RefSeq and is a predicted model, not a curated record. Gene Ontology annotation, molecular function: DNA binding; zinc ion binding. Lineage: Eukaryota; Metazoa; Chordata; Actinopteri; Perciformes; Nototheniidae. The transcript is spliced from 6 exons.